Messenger RNA from Paralichthys olivaceus (Japanese flounder), 918 nucleotides. It is a transcript of the gene abitram, whose product is annotated as actin binding transcription modulator. The record is from RefSeq and is a predicted model, not a curated record. Gene Ontology annotation, biological process: regulation of actin filament polymerization; regulation of filopodium assembly; dendrite morphogenesis. Gene Ontology annotation, molecular function: actin filament binding; actin monomer binding. Gene Ontology annotation, cellular component: nucleus; lamellipodium; filopodium tip. Lineage: Eukaryota; Metazoa; Chordata; Actinopteri; Pleuronectiformes; Paralichthyidae.
CGGACCAUUUUUGUGUCACAUCGUUAGCUGUCCGUCAAACCAAAUCGUGGAGUCGCAGACAUUUCUACAAUUUAUUGUUUUUGUUACAGUCGUGUUGUGAUUAGUUUUAAUGGACGACACGGAGCACACAGACAAAGAAGACAAUGCGCCUUCAGUUAUUGAGCGGUACUACACGCGGUGGUACAGAGCCGAUAUGAAGGGGAAACCAUGUGAGGACCAUUGCAUCCUGCAGCAUUCAAACAGAAUAUGUGUUGUCACAUUAGCAGAGACUCACCCGAUCCUCCAGAACGGACGGACAAUCAAGAGCAUCAAUUACCAGAUCAGCGAUGGCUGCAGUCGGCUGAAGAAUAAAGUGUCCGGGAAAUCCAAGCGGGGCGGACAGUUCCUUACUGAUUUCGCACCUUUGUGUAGGAUCACAUGUUCAGAUGAAACUGAAUACACAAUCUACAGCUGCAUCAGGGGCCGUCUUCUUGAGGUCAAUGAGAGUAUUUUAGAAACACCUAAACUCCUGCUGGAAAAGCCAUCCACUGAGGGAUACAUCGCUGUCAUCCUGCCAAAGUUUGAAGAGAGCAAGAGCAUAACAGAGAAUCUUCUGAGCAGAGAGGACUUUGAAAGAAUCAUCUCCAAACGAAUUGCUGCUGAAUCACAGCCUUCCUGACAGCACCCUGUGUUCCUGCCCCAUUCAAGUCCGAACUGUUGUGGAGGUGUUAAUCUUCUGGAUAAAAAAAACUGGGGCUGGAAAGAAAAAACUGUGGAUGCCAUCCUGGAAAAAUGACAUUAACUUGUGGUUACUUCUAAAAUCUUUCAUGUAUAAUGCAAGCAUUGCACUCCCUGACCUAAACAGUGCUUUUAUUUGUUUAUGAAAUUGAAAGUUUGAGGAAGCUCCCUUAGUUUGUUUGUUUUUUAAAUUCAAAGAAC